This is a messenger RNA of Thalassophryne amazonica, 2698 nucleotides long. It is a transcript of the gene patl2, whose product is annotated as PAT1 homolog 2. Gene Ontology annotation, biological process: P-body assembly; deadenylation-dependent decapping of nuclear-transcribed mRNA. The record is from RefSeq and is a predicted model, not a curated record. Lineage: Eukaryota; Metazoa; Chordata; Actinopteri; Batrachoidiformes; Batrachoididae. The transcript is spliced from 20 exons. Gene Ontology annotation, cellular component: P-body. The coding region runs from base 1 to 2322 and encodes 773 amino acids. Gene Ontology annotation, molecular function: RNA binding.
AUGGGUCUUAAGAUGAGACUUAAAACACUCUACAGUGGGAGCUGUUCAGAUGUUAAGGGGCACAUCAUUCCACAGCUGAGGGCCCACCACAGAAAAAGUCCUGUCCCCCAUGGUUUUCAGUCUCGUCACAGGCACCACAAGCUGGAGCUGGCACUCGGACCUCACAGCAUGGGGAGGCUGGUAAAUUUGGAUGAGGCCCGAGAUUUAAGAGGCGCCCAGCAGAAUUAUGGACCAGCUGAGGUUGAAGAACCUUCACCUCAGUGGCCUGAGAAUGGAGAGGAAUGGAGUGAUGAAGAUGAGUCGCAUAUGGACUGUGACUUUCUGCAGGCCAUGGCAGAAGAAGAUGAGGAUAUAAACUUGUACAAUGAGGAGACAUUUGGAAUGGAUCUAGAUUCACAGGGGAUGCCAGAGGAGUCAAGUGGUGGUCUACUUCAAUUUGAAGAACCACCGCCACAGUCACCAGAACCCAAACCACCAUCUCCCAGAUGUUCUCCAUCGCCUCCGAGACUGAGACAGCACUACUGGUCUCGGACACCUCCAGGCUACCAUGGCAGAGGUAGGGGAGGCCCAGGUAGGGGGCAGAUGUUUGAAGAUCCAGCUGUGAUGAGGAUAGUGGAGGGGCGACCAAGCCUCAAGAGCCUUGACAGUGCUAUAGUGGACUGUGGGAAUACAAUGUACCACAGUGACUUUGAAGAUGAUUGGAUGGUGCCAUCUUGCAGAAACACACAAAGAAUGUCAGGAACUAUAUUUCAGGACACUGCUAUAAUGUGUGUGAUUGAUGGUACCAGAAAUAAUCACCUGACAUCCAACUUUGAUUUGCAGUAUCCAAUCUCCUCCUUCAAAGGCAGGAGAGGGGAAUCCAGAGGAAUCUACUGCAAAAGGUCCUUUGGUCAAAGAGGUCAAUCUCAGAUGCACAGGCCGUUCAUGCCAGGAUCGCCCAACUUCUCACGUGAACCCAUAGGUCCAUGGCAGCGCUAUAUUUUUCUGCUGAAUCAGACGGGGAGCUCCAUGUUUCCAUUGAGCCGUCCAUGCCCGUCCACCCCCCUCAGCCCUAAGAUGAUGCGUCUUCACUUUGGUGCCAACUCUCCAAGACCAUCCCCCAUUUACAGCCCCUCCUCAAUUCCAGUGCAGCAUUUCAGGUACCCUGGUCCUGUGACCCGGCUCCACCCCCAACACAAACGAUUGCUUAGUCAAAAGCGAAUAUUGCAAAGAAAACUGGAGCACUGGGAUCCUGACUGUAACCUUAUGACGGCCAAAGAGAAGGAGUGGAUCAUCAGGCUACAGAUGAUUCAACUGCAGAGUGAGAAUCCAUACCAUGAUGACUACUACUACCAGGAAUAUUAUCGAAGAAUAGAAGCUAAAUUGGCAGAGGAAGAACUGGGCGUCAGGACCAAGAGAGAACCACCCAAACUCACCACGCCUUACAUCACAAAGACCGAUUCAUACACACCAGUGGUACACAUUGAAGGCUCUUUGGGUCAAGUGGCAGUGUCAACAUGUUACUCUCCUCGCCACGCCAUCAGUGCGGUCCAUGCUGUCCAAGCUCACAGUCCACCAGAGGAACAAAAAGACACCAGACAACAAAGAUUAGAAGUACUCAGCAAAAUUGAAAAGUUGUUCAUGGUUUUGCUGUCGGUCGAGGAGAUGGAGAGAAUGAAAAGCACAACUGUGGGUGAAACUGAAGAAAUGAAGCAGACAAAAAUACAGGGAAAAAUAGAGUACAUCUAUUCCCAACUCCAGCAUCAUGAUGCACUAGACUCAGAAGGGGAGUUCCUUCCUUUCCUGCUGAUCUCAAAAGGCAAAAAGCUGAUUGCCCGGCUUCUCCCUUUCCUCAAACAUGAAACUGCUUUGAAUAUCUUGUGCAGUAUGACCUCCAAGCUACCUACGCUGAUGAGCAGAGAUGCUGAUGAGGCACUUUUAGUGCUUUAUACACCUCUUCGAAAUGUGAUUGGAGGUUUGACCUUCAGUCAGCUGAUUGGAGUCCUCAGAGAUCUGACUACUUCUGAAUCUCCGACAUAUGACUGUCUUGCGCUGGCGUGUCAGAAUAAGUUUGGACUGUCUUUGCUGUAUGUUCUCCUGUCUCAUGGAGAGAAGUUGCUGUCUUCUGGUGUUCCUCUGGAGCCAAGCAUCGGUGACUUUGAGACCUGGACCGACACAAUAUUCCAAGUGGCAGGACAAUUGUCCCAGUCUUCACUGGUGGAGCCACUCCUCCUCCCGUCAAACCUGCUCACUCUAUUCUGUCGUUAUCUGGACAAGCGUACGAUCCACCAGCUAAAAAGCAACAUGGAGUCUGCAACUGGAUUCCUGGCUCUUCCAUCUUAAGGUGGAUUGGAGCUGAUGAACUCUGGAGUGAAAGUAGUAGAAGCUCUAGGAAAACAAAGUUGUUCAUUAUGCUUUGAUGUAGUUAUUCUGUGUUAAAUAACUUUAAUUUUAAAUUUUGGCACCUCCCCUCCCUCUUUUCCUCACAUUUUGGCACUCCUUCUGGUGUAUUUCCUUUAUCCAGUUUUACUUUCCUCCUUUUGAUCUCCAGCUGACUUAAUUAGCUACUUUAGAAUCAUAAACGGACUGUUUUUAAUCUUCCACAAUAAUGUUGCCAUCUGGUUCAUCGGACUGGGAUUAGUAAUGUUAGUUUGUGGAUGGAUGAGUUAUUUCAGUGGCAUCUCUCUCUAAACUUGAGGCAUUUUCAGCUUUAACAUUG